Messenger RNA from Trichomycterus rosablanca, 685 nucleotides. RefSeq names its product COX8 domain-containing protein. The transcript is spliced from 2 exons. NCBI's taxonomy places the organism in Eukaryota, Metazoa, Chordata, Actinopteri, Siluriformes, Trichomycteridae. The record is from RefSeq and is a predicted model, not a curated record. Gene Ontology annotation, cellular component: mitochondrion. The coding region runs from base 96 to 329 and encodes 77 amino acids. Gene Ontology annotation, biological process: mitochondrial electron transport, cytochrome c to oxygen.
GGAGUUGCAUACAGCAACUCUUUCACUCUAUCUCUCCCUAACUUUCUCAUUCUGUCUCUGUCUUUCUUUUAUUCUCUCUCUCUCUUGCUGCUCUAAUGAUGCUGGUGGCUCUGAGACAGGCCAUGCAGCCCAGCAGCAUCAGCUGGACCAGGCUGGUUCUACAGAAACGCAGAGCCAGCAUUUACCACAAGCCAGCCAAGACCAAGAUCGGACCUGGGCAAAGUUUCUUCAUCAUGUCGGUGUUUGCUGUAGCUCUGCUGCUUCCAGCUGGGUGGAUCCUGCACCACAUCCCAGAGUACAGGCAGAGACCCAAAGUCCCACCAUCCUAAAGAAACCAGCAACCAGUUAAGGCGCUACGUCCUCCGGAAAAUAUCAGCUGUCUCUAAAGCAUUAUCCACCGGCCUAAGACACCACAUCAAAUCAUUACAUAUAUAAUAAAUGCAAUUUAUUACAUGGUUUAAUAUAGCAUCACCGAGUGAGAGAGAGAGAGAGAGAGAGAGAGAGAGAGAGAGAGAGAGAGAGAGAGAGAGAGAGAGAGAGAGAGUUAUUGUGAUUCUUAAACCCUUGAUUUGACUGUAAUUGGAACAAUGACUGCAUGGUGUUUAAUGCUUUAGUACACUGGCCCCUAAGACUAUUGCAGGAAAUGUUUGUGAUGACACUUGCAUUGUUUUCCUGUAAUAAAUAU